CACUUUUUAUUUUGGUGUUGUAAAAUUCUCACGGCAAAUGAACAAAAAGAGAGGAAAAAACUACGAGAGGCAAAGCAAAAAUUUGCUUGAGUUUUCAUCUCAAGAUUAAGAUGUAAAAUCGAGUGGAAAAACACACAAUAGCCACAAUGCAAGCGAUGCGAACUAAAUUUUAAACGCAAGGCAUCUAUAAUACCCCAGACAUGAAUGUAAUGCGCAAGCUGCGCGGCGUUGCCAGCGCAGGAAGCGCCAGUGGCAGCGGCAGUGGCGACGCCCCGGCAGCCAAUGGAUCGCCCAGGCCCGCCGCGGAGUCCAAUGCCCCAGCCUCCGCCAACGGACGAGUUGGGGACGAGACUUUGUUGGAUGCCCGCAUCCAAAUCAGCCUGAGCACUUUGAAGAAGCUCUUCAACGAGUAUACUCAUCCAAAGGAACCCCUGAGCGAACAGGAACGCGACAACAAGCUCUACGACAUGCUGCCCCUUUUCUGCAAGGUUUUCGGCAGCUGCCCGGCCAACGAAAUGAGCGAGAAAUUCUGGGACGUGGUGGCCUUUUGCCAGCAAGUAUCCCGCCUGAUGGUCAGCGAGAUCCGGAAGCGGGCUUCCAAUCAGAGCACCGAGGCUGCGUCCAUCGCCAUCGUCAAGUUUCUGGAGGUGGAAACCACAGAAGAAACCAGCAGUGGAUGGAUGCUUCUCGCCACCCUGAACCUGCUGGCCAAUGGAGAUGUAUCUCUGAUUCAAGUAAUGACUGCCGCUGCAGUGCCCUCAACGCUGGUCAAGUGCUUAUAUCUAUUUUUUGAUCUGCCCAUCGUGGAAGAUGAUGCUCCAGCACCUGAUGGUGGAACCAUAAGCGAUUUCAACGCCCAUGAGCGACGGACUCUGCUCCAAAAGGUCUUUGUACAGCUCCUGGUCAAGCUGUGCUCGUAUCCUUAUCCUGCCGAAGAACUGGCCCGGAUGGACGAUCUGACGUUGCUCUUCUCAGCCAUCACCUCACCCUGCCCGAUCCACAACAUUGUGUGGCGCAAGAAUGCAGCCGAGAUCUUGACCACCAUUUCCCGACACGGAUUGACAGAAUCCGUCGUCAUCUACAUACAUUCCAAGGGCUGCAUGGCACUUUGUGUGGACAAUAUGCAACGUCUGACAUUUGGAAACCCAUUGGAAAUUGUUGAAAUGUUCGUCACGGUAUUUUGCUUCCUCAAAGACUCCAGUCAGGUGUCCCAAAUACUGAUGGACGACUUUCGCGCCUCACAGGGCUACGUCUUUCUUUGUGACUUUCUGCUGAAGUUCGAUACUAACCGCAAUCAGUCACUGGAAAUACAGGCAGCCAUUCGUAACUUGGUUCUGAUGAUAUCAUCGCUGUGCAUGUGCGGAUUCUAUGAGCUUCGUCCGCCAGCAGCCCAGUUUAACACUGCGUUUAAGCUGCAGAACUUCCAACUGCCGCAAUCUACAUCCCGAGAGACAUGCGUUAGGAAUGUAUAUGCAUUCCAGGUGCUGCAGAAUGUUUUUCUUAAGUCAACAACGCCGGCGCUAUGCUGUACCAUCCUGGACGCCAUUUCCCGGGUCUAUCACUCUGAAAAUGCCAACUACUUCAUCCUAGAAUCGGAGCACACUUUGAGUUCUUUCGCGGAGCGCAUUCACCUGAAGAGUCCCCAGAUUCAGGAGAAGUUUUUCGACCUGUUGGAGUUCAUUGUCUUCCAACUGAACUUCGUGCCCUGCAAGGAACUGAUCAGUAUGGCACUUCUGCUGAAGCAUAACCAGUCGACAGCCUGCAGCAUAUUAUGUCUCAAGUCCCUGCUAAAUGUUCUGCGGCACAAUGCCGUCUUCAAGGACGUUUACCGCGAAGUUGGAAUCCUGGAGAUUUUCGCGGGCUGCCUGACGCGCUACGCCACUCACGUACAUGAUAUCACCGAAGGUGACGAAUCGGUGGUAGUGGAGCCAGCAGAAAACCAGGAACCGGAUCUACAGGACACUCUCGGCAAGCUAGUUCUUGAGGCGCUCACAAUGCUCCUAGGCGGCGGAGCCAACAACAAUGCUCAGCUCUUUCGUGAAUACGGCGGAGCCAAGUGCGUUCACGAACUGGUGAAGUUCAAACACUGCCGACCUCAGGCUCUGGGGAUAGUACGAGAGCUGAUCCUGUCGGCUGGCGGCGACGACGACAUGCUCCACAUACUCUCGCUGAUGCACGGGGUGAGCCCCUUGCAAGUGGAAUUCAAGAUUCAGAUACUCAACAUGUUGCUCGGUUGCCUCAAAGACUCGCACCGCACCCGCACUGUUUUCCGCAAGGUUGGCGGCUUCGUGUACCUCACCAGUGUGUUUGUCUCUCUGGACGGCAGCAUGGCCCAUCUGCAACCAGGCAUCCCCCAGCAGGACCUCAUUCUGUUGCUGCAGAUUGUCUGCCAGACUCUCGCCACCGCCAUGCGCUUCGAGCCGGCAAACGCCAAAUUCUUUCAUCAGGAGAUUAGCAGCACUUCGCUCUGCGAUACCCUUCGCCUGCUAGGAUGCUUUGGAGGUUCUUCCUCCCUGCAGGACUUCACAGGAACGUAUGAGCCGCAACAGUCGCUACUUAAGUAUUACCAUGAGAUUUUCAGUGGCGACAUACUGAGUGUCAGUUUCUCGGAUGACAUCCCAUACCCUCUCUCUUACGUGUGCGUCGUCUUUCGGCUACUCUACAGUAUUGCGCUGGAUAACUUCGAGCCCCCAAACUUGAGCGGCAUUAUUACACUCUUCAGUGAUCCGCCGCCGAGCUCGCGUUCUCCAAGCAAAGAACUAGCGGCACCGGUGCAUCCCAGCCAGCUUAAUCUCACGCAACCCAGUCCUGAGCCACGGAUUGUGCAUCCAGGUGUUGUGCUAUGCAUGCUGCAGCUGCUGCCAGCUGUGGAGCUUGACACCGCUCCUCUCCAGGCGAUGCAACUGCAGGUGUACCUUAGUGAGGUCAUAAAGUCGCUGGUGCGGAGCGAGCGCAAUCAGCAAAUCAUGUGCGACCAUGGGCUGGCUGAGAAGCUGCUGAAGUUGACGCGCCGGGCGCUAGCGGAGGAGUCGCACCCGCUGCACGUUCCCAUGCAGUACAUCCUGGAACGCCUGGCGGCCCAGGCUCUGCAGCCCACAGAGCUGCGUCAGUUUUUACGUCUGGGUGAGCCGCUUUCGUGCGCUGACAUCGAUCUGCAACGGCCGUAUAGACUGGGCGGUCCCGUGCCACUGACCCGGAUAAAAACACUUGUCUCAAUGACUACGCCCCGCGAUUUUCGCGCACAUGGCUCGAGCACGCUGCCCCCCUUCGUAGAGCUGGACAUGUCGGCUGAGGGAUUCGGUUGCCUGUACUUGCCCUCGUUGGCACCUCAAGCUACAGCCACGGCCGGUGGUACCAUUGACGCCAACACCAUUGGUGGCAUAGGAGCCGGCGAUCGUAUCUUUCCACCGCAGACUGGGCUCACCUACUCCACCUGGUUCUGCGUUGAGAAGUUCUCCGAUCCCAAGACAGAUCCUCAUUGUGUGCGCCUUCUGACGCUAGUCCGAACUAUUCACAAUCCACGAGAGGACAACCUGGCGUGCCUGUCGAUUCUACUUUCUGCGCGGGACAAGGCAAUCGUGGUGUCAACCCAGGAGACUCUGGUUACUCCAAGGAAAAGCAUUGGCGAUUGGGAGCCAGAAGGAUCUGAUGACGGUAUCGCUCGCAUUUGGUGCCCCGAUCUCUUGCAUGAGGGCCAGUGGCAUAAUCUGGUAGUGGUGCUCAACCGGGCCGUGCUGAAAAACUCCAGCUUGUCGCUGUAUCUCGAUGGAGUCCCAAUGCAUACCCAGAAGUUGCACUACAUCGCCCAGCACCCGGGGGCUAGCAGUGCCAGCUUGACAUCAGCAACUCAAAUCUUUGGUUACAUUGGCACGCCACCCAUUUGGCGGCGCUAUUCUCGACUGUGCUGGAAGCAGGGAGUAUGCCAUCUUCUCGAGGACGUUCUCACGCAGCAAACAGUGCAGACUAUCUACCAACUGGGUCCCCACUACAUGGGCUCUCUGCAAGCGCCCCAGUUGGGCAAGCAGGCGGAACCGUUGGCCCCCCUGGUGCCCGAAGAUCGAGUCCUGCUGGGUCUUAACGCCAAGGCAGUGUCCAAGCUGACCCUGGUCAAGAUCCGAAAGGUGUACAGUCGGGCGGACAACAAGAGCAUUGCCAAGCAGCUGAAUAUGAAUUCUCACGAAAACGCCACUCCGAUUAAAAUUUUGCACAACUCAGCAGGUCAUCUGGCCGGAGCUGGUCGAUCCCUCGGGGGAGUAGUGGUUGGAUAUCUGGGAGUGCGCGUGUUUAGCCCCCAUCCUGUGUCAGCCAUGAUUGACACUGUGGGCGGGUGCAACGUCCUCUUGGGCAUUAUCGCCAUGGCCCAGGAUGUGGAGUCCUUGUAUGCUGGCGUCAAAGCACUAACCUGCGUUGUGCGCAGUAAUCGAGCCGCUCAGGCUGAGAUGGAUCGAAAGCGAUGCUACCAAACUCUAGGAAUGUUCUUCAAAAAGAAGAAACACCUCCUGAACUCGCACAUUUUGCACCUGACAUUCGGGCUGGUGGGCACGGUUAACAGCGGCCAGGACAUGUCCGCAAUUCCGAACGUAACUGCGUUCCAGGAUCUGCUAUGCGACCUAGAAAUCUGGCACAACGCCCCCAAUGGUCUGCUCCGAUCUCUUUUGGAGCAUCUGCUAGAGCUGGCCGUGGAGUCCAGCGAAAAGAAGCAGAACGUAAAGAUUAUGCGGGAUCUGCAAUUGCUGGUCAAGUUGCUGCACAUUAUCACCCAAAUCCAGGAUCAUUCGACGCGCGAAAUCCUCUUCAGCCUGCUAGAAACGCUUCUGGGAGGUCAGCCACGCCACACCGAUCUCUUGCUGUACGGCCAGUAUGUGGCUGCAAAGCUGCCGCGAAUGCAGGAUGGGAAUCUGGAGCGCAGCAUUCCACUGCCCAGUAUUAAGAACCUUAGUGAUGACCAGGAUGGUGGCGUGGCCCAGAAUAUUUACUUGCGGAACCGAUGUCUCUCGCUGCUCCAUGGUCUGCUCUUCACGCCUCGCAACACCGUGAAUUAUGUCAUAUGCGACGACAUAUCGAAGACUCUGGGAAUGGACUGGCUGCUCCUCUUCAUGCAGCCACACGUCCACUUCACCACCGUCAUCAUUGCUGUGCGCAUUCUGGUGGUGGUCUGCGCCAAUGAGAGCUUCCUGGUGCGCUUUAGGGAUGCGACUCACAACGGAGGCUACCUGCGCUUCACAGAGAUGGUGUCCCAGCGCAAGAUGCUAGGCCUGGGUGCCCAGCAGCUCAACCAGCGACCCACCAACGGCACUGGCACUGUGAUAGUGGCCACUCCUCAGAACACCAUUCAACAUCUGCCAACCCAGAUCGCAGGCGAGGUGCGGACUGCGGCAUUGAAUAUACCAGGUUUCCAAUUGCUCGAAUGGUUGAUGCAGCACCAUCUGGACGUCCCUGAGCUGUACUUCCUGAUCACCGCUUUGAUCAUGGGCCAGCCAGUAAAAGUACUGGCCACGGAGCACACCAAGUUUGACCUGGACCGGGUCUGGUCGUUCCUCUGGGGAGCACCAGUCUCGGCCAACACACAGCUACCCAAGCUGAGUGUCUGUCCCGAAGGAGUCUGCGUCCUCCUGGCCAUGGUUAGAGCCAUAGUGCACGGCGGGGAAUGUGCUCCCUGGCUGCAUAGCCACCCGGAAACUAUUAUCCAGCUAUUGUUCAGCUUGUAUCAGAAUCUCACCGAUUUUUCGCCCGUGAUGAUGGCUGGCGAUGUGGUCACCUCGCUGGUAGCCGUGCUCUUCCCUCCGGGAUCUCGUGCGGCGGACUCUGAGCCGAACAGCGGAGCCUCCACGCCCACCGACGGCACAGGCAGCAGCUUUGUCCUGCCACCGCUGGAAGCACUGCAUGGUGCUGCCCCGCAGCCCAAGCUUGCCGCGCACCCGGUUAGCAAGUGCAUCAUUGACUUCUUGCGCGUCAUUGUGGUCGACUCCCUGGGUCUGAACAUGCAGGGGAAAACAACGCCUGUUAUUGAUCUCGUUCUGGACGCAGCACCCGACACGGCGGAGCUUCCGUUGCAAGUCCAGUACCAGACGCAGAUCAUUAUCGCUCUGAUGGAUCAUUUGCUGGCCGCCGACGUGCUCGUGGGUGAACAAGCGGCUCUACCGUUGGUGCCGCUCCUUCAAAGUCAGACCCAACACAUCGCCCCGAAUGUCUUCUAUUUGACGGCACGCGUGGUGGACAAGCUGUGGCAGGGUUGCCUCGCCCGCAACCCGCACGACAUCUUCGACUUUGUCAUAAAGCUGAUCGCCCAAGCCAAGCGCCGAUCCUCGUCCCUGUCGCUGGAGCACCUGCAUCAUUCGCUCAACCGCAGCAUCCUCUUCCUUCUCUCCCGACCCACCGACGACUCACGGGCUGAGCAAGUAAGCGUACUGGAUGCCUUGCACAAGAUCAUCCAGCACCGCCUCCUCAUCUUUGGAGCCGGAAACCACGAGCUGGAGUUUGUCGGCUGCCUGACCUACUGCCUGCUGCAGUUGACGGCCGACAUGAAGAUCGUGCUGGAGCCGGCCACCAGCCGCAACACCACCUGGCACGUGAACCCACAGACAGAGACCACGGAGCCCAAAGACGAGGAUCUCAACCAGCUUCAGGGCCACAACCUGAUCGUUGGCGCGGCCUUCCGAGUGUGGGAGGAGCUGUACGUGUGCAAAAAACCAGCCAUCGAGGAGGUCUUCAAGGUGUCGCUUACGGCCCCGCAGCCCAACUGCAAGGCUCCCGAUCUGCAGACCACUCGCGAGCAGGUGAUGGAGCUGGCAUCGAGGCUGUGGUUCAACUACGUAGAGGCAGAGCGCAAGGCCUCGUACCGGGCACCCAUGGAGCUGCACACCCAGAUUCAAUCCAAGAUCCAGAAGGUCACCGGGGGAUUGUCGCGCCUCACAAGUCGCACUAAGACCAAGAAGGAGGAGUUGGUGCGUACCAAGUCGAAUAUGAGCCGUGAGGCUGCCUACGAGUCCACAGGUAUCCAUGUGCAGCUGGUGAAAGACUUGCUGGAGCUGCGAACCAAGCAGUACCAGCAGAUGCUGCAGCACACCCACCGCUAUGUCUACCAGGACUGGGUACAGUCAGAGACGGAGCUUACGCGGGAGCGAGGCCUCUGGGGCCCCGCCGGCUGUUGCUCGCUGGACAAGUGGAUCCUGGACACCACCGAGGGCCCCCACCGCAUGCGCAAGAAGACGAUGCGCAACGACGUUUUUUAUCUGCAUUAUCCUUACCGCCCCGAGCUGGAGCUGCCGGACAACCGCCAGCUUAAGUACAAAGUGGCCUCCAGUCUGGACAGCAAGACAUACGCCUUACACGGGCAGCAGCAACCACGCAUCUUGGCCGAGGCAGAACAGCACUCCGUACAGCAGCAGAGUUCUUUGGAGGCAGUGCAUCAGCAUCGACUGGAGGCCAGCAGUUCCACGUCCACACCCCCGCCGCCUGUGUCCCCGAAGCUGGGAGGGCAUGGAGCGGCCUCCUACAACCAGGAGUCUGUUGAUGGCAACGCGCCCGAGGACGACGAAGAGGAGGAGGACACCUCCAUGACCAGUGACAAUGAAACGUUUUUGCGCUUGCUGGAAGAGCAGGAGAAGAUUGGUUUCAUGUUCCGCUGCGCACGGGUCCAGGGUCUGGACACCUUUGAAGGCCUGUUGCUGUUCGGAAAGGAGCACUGCUAUAUCGUAGAUGGGUUCACGCUUCUCAAGAACCGUGAGAUUCGCGACAUUGAUACCCUUCCGCCAGGAGCCUACGAGCCGAUUAUUCCCAAUUCCGGGGGCACCUCCUCGACCACCUCGCGAGCCGUGGGCCAUAAGCUACGGCAGUGCUCCAAGUUCGCCUACGAGGAGAUUCGCGAGGUGCACAAGCGCCGCUACCUUCUCCAGCCCAUCGCCUUGGAAGUGUUCUCGGAGGACGGGCGCAACUACCUUUUGAGCUUCCCCCGCAAGGUGCGCAACAAGGUCAACCAGCGUUUCUUGGCACUGGCCACUGCCCUGAACGACAACGCCCAGCAGUCGGUGGCGGGACAGAAACGUACAGCCAGCGUGGAGCAGACGGCGGGCAUCUUCAGCGGACUGAUCGGCGAAACCUCGGUGACGCAACGCUGGGUGCGGGGCGAGAUCUCAAACUUCCAGUAUCUCAUGCACCUGAACACUCUGGCGGGGCGCAGCUACAACGACCUGAUGCAGUAUCCCGUCUUUCCCUGGAUCCUGGCCGACUACGACUCGGAGGAGCUUGACCUGUCCAAUCCCAAGACGUUCCGAGAUUUUUCGCGUCCCAUGGGUGCCCAAGCGGACGAGAGGCUAGAGCAGUUCCAGAAGCGCUUCAAGGAGUGGGAUGAUCCUCACGGGGAGACUCCGCCCUACCACUAUGGCACUCACUACAGUUCCGCCAUGAUCGUUUGCUCAUACCUGGUGCGACUGGAGCCCUUCUCACAGCCGUUCCUCAAGCUUCAGGGCGGACACUUUGAUCUCGCGGACCGUAUGUUCCAUAGCAUUAAAGAGGCCUGGCUCUCGGCCUCCAAGCUCAACAUGGCCGACGUCAAGGAGCUCAUUCCGGAGUUCUUCUACCUGCCUGAGUUCCUGAGCAACUUUAACAACUUCGACCUGGGAACCAAGCAGAACGGAGAGACCCUCAACCAUGUCAUUCUGCCCCCAUGGGCCAAACAGGACCCGCGGGAGUUCAUCCGAUUGCAUAGGAGCGCCCUGGAGUGCGACUACGUUAGUCAACAUUUGCAUCUGUGGAUCGACCUGAUAUUCGGCUGUAAGCAGCAGGGUCCAGCCGCCGUGGAUGCCGUCAAUGUGUUCCACCAUCUCUUCUAUGAGGGGAAUGUGGAUAUUUACAACAUUGAUGAUCCGCUCAAGAAAAAUGCCACCAUUGGCUUUAUCAACAACUUUGGACAGAUACCGAAGCAGCUCUUCAAGAAGGCACAUCCUGCUAAGAAAAUGGGUAGCUCCCGUCACUCGGCGUUGAUCGACCCCACGUCAUUGAUCCAAGGCAACAGCACAGUUCUCCAAACGGACCGGCUCUUUUUCCACAAUUUGGAUAACCUCAAGCCCAGUCUGCAGCCCAUCAAGGAACUAAAGGGUCCAGUCGGCCAGAUACUACAGCCCGAUAAGACGGUGUUCGCCGUGGAGCAAAACAAAGUAAUGAUGCCGCCAUCGUAUACGAAGUACAUUGCCUGGGGAUUCGCUGACCACUCCCUCCGGGUGGGUCUGUACGACACGGAUCGGGCGUCGUUUGUCUCCGAGGCAGCAGCCCAGAACUCUGGGGAAAUCCUGACAUGCGCUUGCCCCAACGCCAAGAUGAUAGUCACGGCCGGAACCAGUUCGGUGGUGACCAUUUGGAAGUUCGACGCCAACCGCAAAAGUCUCAGUGUAAAACACUCCCUACACGGGCACACCGACGCCGUAACCUGUCUAGCGGCCAGUGCCGCUUACAACGUGAUCGUGUCAGGGUCGCGGGAUGGAACUGCUAUUGUCUGGGACAUGUCGCGAUUCACAUUCGUGCGUCAGUUGCGUGGACAUGCCGGAGUAGUCGCUGCCGUGGCCAUCAAUGAACUGACAGGGGAGAUUGCCACCUGCUCGGCCACGUGGUUGCACGUUUGGUCCAUUAACGGCGAUCCCCUCUCCAUGGUCAACACGUGCGUGGGCAGCGCAGACCGUAUGCAGCAGAUUCUCUGCGUGGCCUUCUCCCAGAUCCGGGAAUGGGACCAACAGAACGUGGUCAUAACAGGUUCCACCGACGGAGUAGUAAGGAUGUGGUCGCUGGAACACACGCAGGUGCCCAUUGAUCGCAAGCUAAAGCGUGGAGUGGAGGUUACAUCGCAGGACAAGCCAGACUCUGUUUCAUCGGACGUAAAAGACAAUAAGGGUGACAAUAAAGACGAAAGCAUUGACAUCUUCAAACCCAUAACGAGCUUCCCACAGCCUGAGGAAGAAAAUGAUAUUGUAAAGUCUGCGUCGGAGAGCAGCAUCUCGGAGGCUUCUCAGCAUAGUCAGGUGUCGACGAAGUCGGAACAAAAUGCCAAGGAGGCCGCUCAAGCAGAGCGAAGAAAGAGCUCCAUUUCAGGAGCCAAGAGUUUGCACGAAAUGAAAUCCGCCACGGUAGAAGCACCAGGCAGUAGCUCUGAUCCAAAACACACAGAGGAUGAACAUGCUAUACGACCGAGUAAAUCGGAUACUAGUUUGACGGAUGGUUUCGUAGUUAUAGACAAUGAUAGGCCGAGAGGCGAUCAGGUUUUACGAAAAGGAUUCCGAUGGCAACGUCAAUUAAUGUUCCGCUCAAAAUUAACCAUGCACACGGCAUACGAUCGUAAGGAUAAUGCCGAACCAGCAAGCAUUACAGCGUUGACAGUAUCCAAAGAUCACAAAAUCCUAUAUGUUGGUGAUGCGCGAGGCCGCAUUUUCUCGUGGAGCGUUGCAGAGCAACCGGGUCGAGGAGUGGCGGAUCAUUGGCUAAAGGAUGAAGGAGCUGACCAAUGCGUUAAAUGUCAUGUGAAAUUUACGCUCUACGAAAGGAAGCAUCAUUGCCGCAACUGUGGACAGGUCUUCUGCAAUAAGUGCAGUAGAUUCGAGUCUGAAAUCUCUCGGUUACGCAUCCUGAAGCCGGUUAGAGUGUGUCAGGCUUGUUAUAGCCAACUGCGAUCGAGUUCAUUUGACAAUUAGGGUAGACAUAUUCAAUGUGUGGAAGUAGAUCGCUAAUUUAUAUGCGUUUAUGAUUGUUUUAAAAAGACAUUGAGGACAUUUAUACGUUUAACUUACUUUUUUAAUUGCAUGUUUAGUUAGAAAUAGUUUUUUUUAUAUUUUUUAACCAAAUCAAGUUAACCUAACUUCAACACAAGGCUGUUAUAUGAUUUUAUACUUUAUCUUAUACAUAUAUACUUUAAAUCGAAUUUUGUAUAUACCCACAACACGUUGCAAUAUAAUUUAUAUUUCUAGAUAAUAAUAAUUUAUUACACCCUGAAUUUACAAUUUGAUCCACAAUAAAUGUUGCAUAUUAACCAAA
Molecule: messenger RNA, 11016 nt
Organism: Drosophila ananassae
Lineage: Eukaryota; Metazoa; Arthropoda; Insecta; Diptera; Drosophilidae
Gene: bchs
Product: WD repeat and FYVE domain-containing protein 3
Exons: 17
Coding region: 201-10676 (3491 amino acids)
Molecular function (GO): protein binding; metal ion binding
Source: RefSeq, a predicted model, not a curated record